Ectocarpus sp. CCAP 1310/34 is the source of this 1030-nucleotide messenger RNA. The record is from the annotation of a GenBank genome assembly. NCBI's taxonomy places the organism in Eukaryota, Phaeophyceae, Ectocarpales, Ectocarpaceae.
AGGGCUCUUUCAACUGGCGGAUGAAGUUCAAGGUCUCGCUCGGCCCCCGCACAAGGGCGUGGAAGUUCCCGUACCUGACCGUGCAGCUGUGGGACCGAGACUUGUUCAAGUUCAACGACCACAUCGCCGAGGGCCAGCUGGACCUCGGUCCGUACUUCAUCAAGGCCUACAAGACCUCUGAAACCGUCAAGCUCUUCCCCACCCUCGACCCCAAGCUAGAGGCCAUGCGAAAGGCGGAUGUGGGGAACAUGGACGUGGACGCCGCGCUGGAGGGGAACGAUGCUGCGAAGGAGCGCCUCUUGGCGGGACUCGAGAGCGGCCCCGCGGCGUACGACCCGGAGAGGGGGGAGAGGCCGCCGCCCCCCGCGUACAACAACGUUACCUCGAAUGGGUCGGAGAUCGUCGGCGGCGUUAACAACCUCUACGAGGGAGUCAACGGCGUCGCCCCUGCUGCCAACGGCGGCGUAGUCCCGGAAAGAAGGAAGAAGAAGAAAAAGAAAGGCUGCUGCGCUUUGAUCUGCAAGUGUUGUUGCCCUUGGAAGAGCGUGGCCGCCCGUGUGGAGCCGGGGGACUCGUCGGACGAGGACGAGGAGGCCAAGGCCGACGCUAAGGCGUUCGUCAACACGAUCAAGAACAUGACGGGGCUGUGGGACGACGACCCGGACGAGGCAAGAAAAGAAGAAAAAUAUAGAAUAGAGGAAGAACAAAUGGGCAAGUGCUUGAUGGGCGUCCAGAUUUGGCCCAUCGAGAAGGCGGAGCUGCAGCCGGUCGGCAACGGCCGCAAUGAUCCCAACAGCCAGCCCUUCCUGCCCCCGCCGGCGGGGCGCCUGCGGUUCAGCCUGAACCCCUUCGUGAUGGGGUCGGAGCUAUUCGGGCCGAAGAUCUGCGCCAAGAUCGCGUGCGUGUGCUGUUGCGUGAUCAGCAUCCUGCUCCUCGUAUACUUCAGCGGGUUCUUCAACCUGCUCCUCACGUUCGCGCUUAGCCUCAUCACUAACUAAAGCGAGCGGCGUUCGUUGUUGUCGGUGUUGUU